Mytilinidion resinicola is the source of this 2079-nucleotide messenger RNA. RefSeq lists its product as uncharacterized. The transcript has 6 exons. Lineage: Eukaryota; Fungi; Ascomycota; Dothideomycetes; Mytilinidiales; Mytilinidiaceae. The record is from RefSeq and is a predicted model, not a curated record. The coding region runs from base 1 to 2079 and encodes 692 amino acids.
AUGGGUGCGGUGAAGGUUGGCCAGCAGACGGGCGCGCGGGCGGCCUGCUCUUAUGGCGGCCGUGGUGAGUCGCGGCCGUGCGUUUGCUGCAGACGGCGGCACGCUGCAGAGUCAUUCACACGGCGGCUGCACGCUCUCUUCCCGCAGCUCGCUCGAUCUGGCCCACGUGGUAUUGGGUGGCCGCGUCAGGUGGAUGCAUGUUGGAAUGCAGCAGAAGUGGGCCGUGCGCGGUGGAAUAUGGCAACCUCCGGCGAGGACUCUCCAGCGCUGCAUCCUCCAGCGCUGCAUCCUCGCCUCUCUUCACAGAAUGGCGUGAUGGGGGAAGGUUUGCCGGGCCCGCGCGGCAGAUGCCGUCCAGCCACACCACUCAGCGCCAUGUCGUGCCGCCUCACCGCCUCACCGCAACACCCUCGUCGCCUACUUUCGGACUCGCGUGCUCUCCGGAUCAUCUUCAGGGACAACUUUUUCUGCCACGCCAGGGGAGGCCUGCGGGUCACGUCUGCCGAACCGCUGCUCCGGGCUUGUGGCGGACGCUUGACAGGCGUUCGGUCUUGCGGGAGCUACGAUCGCUGCACAACUGAACAUGAGCAUCACACGCAGCCAGAGGAAAUGCGGAAAGAUGUGCGCUCCCAAUGCACUCUUUCCCAUAUUCCAACCGUGGUUCCCUUCGCACCAAGUCCAAGUGGCAAUAAAGCCUCAGAAAGCGGAUACAGGAGACGUCAGGAUGAGAGCUACGGCAGAUGCCCCUCCAUGAGCAGGUUUCUUCGCCUCAAAAUGUCUCAAUCCGCUGAGGAAGAUGCAAAAUCCCCUCAAUACGUGAAUGAUGCAAGCAACGUGGCGCGUUCAGAGUUGGCGCAUGUGGCGCGAGGCUUCAUCACCUUACCAUCUAGACGGGUCCUGCCGCUGCUGCGUCGUCAGCCAUUUCCAUGUGCAAAGCGACCUGAGAUCAGAUUGCCGUCCUACUUCAGCUCAAGCUGCCCUGCGCUCGCCACGCGUAAUUGGCCAAGUAAUGGUCAGCUGUGCAGGCAAUCUUUGACGGUCAAGCACUCCAGAAAAACCAAGCGUAACUACUCCGUCCUUACAGAAGAGAUCAACGUCAUCAUUGCUCAAUGCUUACCGCCAACGGCAACAGGCCUGUCGGAGUAUCCGGUCGUAUGGGGGUCCCAUACUUGUCGUAGAUCUUGUGCGCAUCCAUCUUCGAGAUCAAUCUCGAUCCCCCUGUACGCGAGACCACACGAUCUUGAUCGGCUUCAUGCAUUCGACGGCAUUGUAGUUAGCACGGGCUUUGUAAGCUUACGUAUGCAGAAAUGCUCUAGACGCGCCAUCCCAGUUGCAUUAGUAGCCGCAGACAGGGGCAUCCUCGAGGUAGGAUUCCGAUACUUGACCCCCACAAGUGUAUUUUCGGCUCUAUUCCUUUUGCGUUCGAACCGAGUCAAAAGCGUUCCAGCCGAGUCAAAAGCGUUCCAGCCGAGUCAAAAGCGCUCGAGACUAAAACAACCAAUACAGUAUUCAGCUUGCUGCACGAGGCACAUAGGGUUUCGCUUCUCUGUAUCCAAGCUAUUCUACCGAGGGCCGGUCAGCCCUGGGGUAAAAAUUCCCAACGAACGGGACCGCAUACCCUCAGAAUGCUUCAGAUUCUGCCCUUCCAACAAAAUGUGCCGAGGCUUCACGCGUUGCCCUAAGCUUUGCUGCGCCGAUCUAAGAGGCACCUUCAAUUUCGACCUCGUAUCGGUGGAUGCUGGAUAUGGACGAGCCCCGACAAGAUCGACCACACCCUGGUCUCCGAUCCACAUUCGUAUCGAGGCCGCGCUUCCUUCAAGUAGUAGUGACAUAAGGAAUCAUCCAAUCAGCGCUCAGGAUCCUAACGUCGAGAGAAUCCAGCAUGUUCAAAAGUACGGACCUGGUUGGAAGAGUUCUGAGACCUAUUUGACCAAGAAGCCAAGGAUCCUAUUUUUCGUAAUACGCAUUCCCGUCUUUCUGAUUGGGCUGACAGCAUGCGCAACGACCAACACCAAGAAACUCACUCCUGCAAAGCCCGGAUUCUGGCUAGAUUAUUCCACCGAAAAGCAUGGACAAUGA